Molecule: messenger RNA, 1961 nt
Organism: Plutella xylostella (diamondback moth)
Lineage: Eukaryota; Metazoa; Arthropoda; Insecta; Lepidoptera; Plutellidae
Gene: Slu7
Product: Pre-mRNA-splicing factor Slu7
Biological process (GO): mRNA splicing, via spliceosome
Cellular component (GO): spliceosomal complex
Molecular function (GO): pre-mRNA 3'-splice site binding
Source: RefSeq, a predicted model, not a curated record
AAAGUUAUCUGUCAAAAAUAUCAAAAUGGUUGCGUUGUUGUGUUUGUGAUAAAUGUUUUUACCAUUAAAAAUCAGCUCAGUACAACCACAUAAAUACUAAAAUCGGAUAGCCAGCAAGAAAGAACACUCUAACAAACCAUGACGACGACCACCAGAGCGUCAGUGUCGCAGCUAUUGCGCAACAAAGACGAAACUGGUGAAGAGGAUGAGGAACCUAAAAAGAAGUCCAGGGAAGACUGGAGGAAAGCCAAGGAGUUGGAAGAGGCUCGGAAGGCUGGUACUGCGCCCGCUGCUGUGGAUGAGACAGGCAAGGACAUCAACCCGCACAUCCCACAGUAUAUAUCAUCGGCGCCAUGGUACUAUGGCACGGCUGGGCCCACACUCAAGCAUCAGCGUCCACAGGAAGACCGGGAGGCUGGCUUCACCAGGCUUGAUACCUUCUACAAGAAGGGAGUUGAUGCUACAAAAGUAGCAACAAAAUACAGGAAGGGUGCCUGCGAGAACUGUGGAGCCAUGACACACGCCAAGAAAGACUGCUUGGAGAGGCCAAGGAAAAUAGGCGCAAAGUUCACCAACCAAGCCAUAUCGGCGGACGAGUUCGCCCAGCCGGACCUGAACCUCAGCUACGACGGGAAGCGCGACCGCUGGAACGGCUACGACCCGGCGGCGCACAGGGCCAUCAUUGACGAGUUCCAGAAGGUGGAAGAAGCUAAGAGAGAGCUGAGGGCUAAGAGGCUUGAACAAGACCCUGAUGCAGUGGAUGAAGACGAUAAUGCUGAGGAAGAUGAAGACAAAUAUGUGGACGAAGUGGACAUGCCCGGAACUAAGGUGGACUCCAAGCAACGUAUCACGGUGCGCAAUCUCCGCAUCAGAGAGGACACGGCCAAGUACCUCCGCAAUCUGGACCCCAACUCCGCGUACUACGACCCCAAGACCAGAUCUAUGAGGGACAACCCUAAUCCGAGUGCGGCUGACUCGGACUACGCCGGCGAGAAUUUCGUCCGUUUCUCCGGCGACACGGUGUCCCACGCCCAGGCACAGCUGUUCGCGUGGGAGGCCCACAACCGAGGGCUCGACCUGCAUCUGUUGGCUGAACCGACUAAGCUUCAGAGGACGCAUGAGGUGUAUAGGGAGAAGAAGGACCUGUUCAAGACUAAGGUGAAACAAGAAGUCCUACAGAAGUACGGUGGCGAAGAGCACUUACACGCGCCUCCCAAGGAGCUGCUCCUGGCGCAGACGGAGGUGUUCACCAGAUACAACCGCGACGGCACACUCGCCGCCGGACAGGAGAAGAAGAUAGCCAGGAGCAAAUACUUGGAGGACGUGCUCAUCAACAACCACACGAGCGUGUGGGGCUCGCACUGGCGCGGCGGCGCGUGGGGGUACAAGUGCUGCCACUCGCACAUCAAGAUGUCGUACUGCGUCGGCGAGGCGGGCAAGUCGGUGGUGUUGGACGUGCCCGAGCCAUCCUCCAGCCAGCAAGCGAGCACUUCGACUGCACCUGACAAGGAGAGUCCCGAGAAGAAGAAGAAGGAUAAGAAGACUGCCGAAAGCUCUUCAUCAUCAUCAUCGUCGUCGUCAUCCAGCAGUUCAGACAGCUCUUCGGAAGACGACCACAGAACCAAGACCGAGAGGAGCAGCAAGAAGAAGAAGAACAAGAAGAAGUUGAAGAAGAAGGCAAAGAAAGAGAAGAGAAAAGCCAAGAAAGAGAAGAUGUUGAGCGAAGAAGAAAAGUUGAAGAAGGCCCUCGAAGCUGAGGAACGAAGCCAGAAGAGAGCUGACCAUUUACUAGGAAUGGAUGAGAGGAAACGUCCAUACAACAGCAUGUACGACGUCAAGGAACCGUCUCAAGAAGAACUAGAGGCGUACAUGAUGAAGCGAAGACGGGAGGAAGACCCUAUGAGUCAGUUCAUGUAAAUUUUAUAUCUAAGGAAUUAUCAAAUAAAUUAUUUUAAGCAUUA